ACAUUACUUUACAAAAUUUUAUGACAUCUAUUUAGCUCCUGUCAGUUUACACGAGAUCAUUUUUCAUUACCAUACAGUUGGAAGCAAGACUCUGUGGCCUGAAUUUGAGAUAACCAUUGAAGAUGAAAGUGAAUAUAAUAGAGACAUAUCUGAGGAAAAUACCUUAGAUAAUUCCUUGAUCUCUAGGAACAGGACCGAUGACACAAUGAAUUCAGUUUUGGAUAACUUUAAGGGUGACGAUGACAAAAAGAGUUGGGCCUCCUUUCAGGAACGCAUUGCCAAUGCCCCUGAACAAGUGUUGAGGUGAUUCAGAUUCAGUAAAAUUAAAAUGGUUAACUAUGGUGAAUUUCAUUAUGUGCCCUUAUGGAGGCAGAUUAUUUAUUAAACCAGAUGGGAGAAAAUGUUUGACAAUUAUCUUACCUUAGGAGAUAAAAAAUAAAUUAAGCAGGAAAAUAGUAGAAAGAAUUCAUUGCCUCCGAUUGGCUAACUAACAUUUUAGAGAUACCUUCCAUUUUGAACAUGCAAUAUUUGCAUGAUUGGCAUUGUUUUAAAAACCAGACUGAACUGGCUAGUUUCAUUAGUCAGAUUGAUAACCAGUCUAAUGGUUGGUGAGAAUUGGUAAAGAAUCAAUUGAACUGGUAAAGCAAUGCACCUUUAUGGGUAACCAAAUUGA
Molecule: messenger RNA, 673 nt
Organism: Cajanus cajan (pigeon pea)
Lineage: Eukaryota; Viridiplantae; Streptophyta; Magnoliopsida; Fabales; Fabaceae
Source: RefSeq, a predicted model, not a curated record